Messenger RNA from Baudoinia panamericana UAMH 10762, 2215 nucleotides. RefSeq lists its product as uncharacterized. The transcript has 3 exons. Bases 322 to 1869 code for a protein of 515 amino acids. Gene Ontology annotation, molecular function: glutamate decarboxylase activity; pyridoxal phosphate binding. Lineage: Eukaryota; Fungi; Ascomycota; Dothideomycetes; Mycosphaerellales; Teratosphaeriaceae. Gene Ontology annotation, cellular component: cytosol. The record is from RefSeq and is a predicted model, not a curated record. Gene Ontology annotation, biological process: L-glutamate catabolic process.
CUAGUCUGCGGGUUGGCCGCCAAAACGUGUGGCACAUUACGACGCUCAUUGCUGCCGCCGAGCCGCAGCUGCCGUAACCGCUUGCGAGCUUGUCCUUGCUUUUCCGCGAGCUUCAGCAAGGAACAAGCUUUCUCGCAACGGUGUUUACCACGAGCUACCUCAUCCUUCGUUCACUCGAUCCAUCGAUCUGCCAACUUUAUUUCCCAGACCUCGAUCCUUUCUUGCCGUUAACACUUUCAUACUCCCCCCCACACUCAAGUACUAACUUCCCUUCCAAGAUACCCACAAGUAACACUCACUCCCACAGCAAACACCGGCAACAUGGUUCAUCUUGGCAAGAUCCCAACUGACAAGGACAUCGAGGAGACCAAGAUCCCUGGCCUUGAAGAUGUUAAGCUGGACGCGCCCGGCCAGGAUGAGUUCACCGCCAGCGUGUACGGCUCUCGCUUCGCAGCCAUGGACCUGCCGAAGCAUGAGAUGCCGGCCGACGAGAUGCCCCGCGAGGUCGCCUACCGUAUGAUCAAGGACGACCUGUCGCUGGAUGGCACUCCCACGCUGAACCUCGCCUCCUUCGUGACGACGUACAUGGAGGAAGAAGCGGAGAAGUUGAUGGUGGAAGCCUUCUCCAAGAACUUCAUUGAUUAUGAAGAGUACCCCGUCAGCGCCGACAUCCAGAACCGUUGCGUCUCCAUGAUCGCCCGCCUCUUCAACAUCCCCAGCCACGACCCUAAUGUCAACGCCAUGGGCACCUCGACCAUUGGCUCCUCUGAAGCCAUCAUGCUCGGCACCCUGGCCAUGAAGAAGCGCUGGCAAAACAAGCGUAAGGCCGCCGGCAAGGACUACAGCAAGCCCAACAUCGUCAUGAACUCCGCCGUGCAGGUGUGCUGGGAGAAGGCCGCCCGGUACUUCGAUGUGGAGGAGAAGUAUGUCUACUGCACCGAAGACCGGUUCGUCAUUGACCCAGAGGAGGCGGUCAAGCUGAUCGACGAGAACACCAUCGGCAUCUGCACCAUCCUAGGCACCACCUACACGGGUGAGUACGAGGACACCAAGAAGAUCAACGAUCUCCUGGUGGAGAAGAACAUCGACUGCCCAAUCCACGUCGAUGCCGCAUCAGGUGGCUUCGUUGCUCCCUUCGUCCACCCGGACUUGGUCUGGGACUUCCGUCUUGAGAAGGUCGUUUCCAUCAACGUCUCUGGUCACAAGUACGGCCUCGUCUAUCCCGGUGUCGGCUGGGUCGUGUGGCGUGACCCGGAGUUCCUUCCCAAAGAACUCAUCUUCAACAUCAACUACCUCGGCGCCGACCAAGCCUCCUUCACCCUCAACUUCUCUCGUGGCGCCUCCCAGGUCAUCGGCCAGUACUACCAACUCAUCCGCCUCGGCAAGAAGGGUUACCGCAGCAUCAUGCUCAACCUAACCCGCACCGCCGACUACCUCGCCACCUCCGUCGAGAAGAUGGGCUUCAUCCUCAUGUCGAAGAAGUCCGGCGACGGCCUUCCGCUCGUCGCCUUCCGUCUCAACCCGGAGCGCAAGCACAAAUUCGAUGAAUUUGCGCUCGCUCACCAGCUGCGCGAGCGUGGCUGGGUCGUCCCGGCGUACACGAUGGCGCCGCAUGCCAACUCGCUGAAGAUGAUGCGAGUCGUGGUCCGCGAGGACUUCAGCAGGUCAAGGUGCGAUGCGUUGAUUCAGGAUAUCAAGCUGGCGUAUGAUGAAUUGAGUAAGAUGGACGAGCACAAGUUGGAGCAGCACAAGGAGCACAGACGCGCGCAUGGCACGCGGACGGGCAGGCAUAGGAAUAUCAACACGCAUUUCACGGAUGAGACGCACAGUUUGCAGGGCAAGCACGGCAAGACGCAUGCCGUGUGUUAAAAGCAUCCGGAGAUCGACAUGGGUGUGGAGGAAACACUGGCGACAACCAUUUGUAAGCACGACUCCAGGGGGCCGAUAAUGGCAAAGGCACGAUGCAGUGGACCUGACCUGAGAUGAUUAUGAGAGAUGUCAGCAUAGGCGGAAACGCCCGGUAGAGGUGCCAGGAACCACAUAGGUAGCCUAAGCAUUAGAGAAUGAACUAAAUGCUCCUGCGGUAUUGUACGCCUGCCUUGUACACCGUCAGGCGCCCCGGCGCUGGCGAGGACUCUUGACUUUGUACGUUGCAGCCCAGCUCGGACUAUUAGGACAGUCACAAAAUGCUAAGGUUAUCUGUGCAUGUCCUCCC